This is a messenger RNA of Penicillium longicatenatum, 1854 nucleotides long. Its product is annotated as SPRY domain-containing protein. Gene Ontology annotation, molecular function: protein binding; transcription cis-regulatory region binding. Gene Ontology annotation, cellular component: Set1C/COMPASS complex. The transcript has a single exon. The record is from RefSeq and is a predicted model, not a curated record. NCBI's taxonomy places the organism in Eukaryota, Fungi, Ascomycota, Eurotiomycetes, Eurotiales, Aspergillaceae. The coding region runs from base 1 to 1854 and encodes 617 amino acids.
AUGGCAUCCGGCCAAGCUCCGGGGUCAUCUGCCCCCUCCUCCAACAUCAACUCUCCUAUCCUACCCCCCGGCAGUGGCCCUCUUCUCAAUGGCGCAUUCUCUGAUCUUAACCCACGAUCCUCUCCUGCACCAGCUAGCAACGCAUCCGUUCAGGGAGACAGUGCGCGCGCAAAGCGAAACAAGCGUGACAGCCGCAAGAAGCGUGAAGCUAAGGGCCUCGAUAUUGAAGGCGCACCUCCACCCAAGAAACGCUCCACGGCAGCAAGCGUGGCUCGCCCAAGCGCAAACCUUUCGAUUCUCCGUCCACUGCUCCUCGCUGAACCCCGUUCGUCGGAUCAUUAUCCGCCAUUGCCACGGCAAUUCAACCAAGUGACCACAAAGACGUCGGACGUUAUUGGCAAGAGCUGGAAUUUUUAUGAGGUGGCGGAUAAACUCACCAAUAAGAAUGGGUUUCGCUAUAGCUAUGCGAUUGCCGACUCGGGAUUUCCUCAUAUCAAAUACCGUCAGACCGAUCUCCGACCAUACCACGCCCGUUUCAGCUUCGAGGACUCGCCUGCUGCGAUAUUCUUCUCAGAAGACGCCAGGGCAGUGACCACAACUGAUGCAUGGCACACGGCACGUGCGAAUGUGUGUGCUCGAGAAGGCUCGUUAUACUAUGAGGCUCGGGUCAUCAGCGGAGUCGUGAAUGGUUCUCCCGAUUCUGGGUCUCGUGGUCACGUCCGACUGGGAUUCGCACGACGUGACGCCGACCCCGAUGCCAAUGUUGGAGUAGAUUGCUAUGGUUACGGUAUUCGUGAUGUGAAUGGCGAAGUCGUCAAUCGCAUGCGCUGCGAGUCUUUCUUUCCAAAGGGUGAAGCUAUCAACGAAGGCGAUGUCAUUGGCAUGCUCAUUAACCUCCCUCCACUAUCCCUACACAAGAAGAUCGUCGAAGGUACCUAUAAUCCUGCCGUGGAUGGCGAUGGCACAGGUGCUGCAUCAAAGACCCCCAGCGCUACCAACAUCAUUCGAGAUCGCAUUCCUUUCCAUUGGAAAUCCGACUUCUGUUGGCAGCAGUCUAACGUCUUCUCCACCAAACAUCUUCGUGACUACGCCUUCAACCUGAAGGAACCACCGGCUUAUGGAAUCCCAUCACCCUUCAACAGCGAAGACGCAUCGCUACGCACAUUACCCGGAUCCAGCAUCACGAUUUUCAAAAAUGGCGUGAAGAUGGGCUCUCCUUUCAAAGAAUUGUACGCCUUCCUUCCCCCAGCAAGUCGCCUUGCCAGUACAAACAACCUUGGGAUUGGCGAGCGUGAAAAUGCCGACGAUGGCAUGAUAGGCUAUUACCCAGCAGUCAGUUGUUAUGGUGGUGGCGCCGUUGAAUGCCGGUUCGAGGGUCCGUGGUGGAUUGGUCCACCUGAGCAGACCGAGACUGGAGAGCCUAUCCGGGCUAUCGGUGACCGGUUCAAUGAACAAAUUGUCGAAGAUGUAGUCGCUGAUAUUGUGGACGAGGUUGAAGCCAUGUUCACUUGGGGUGGUGUCGACGGCGACGUGAUUGGCGAUAACAAUGGAGAGCUGGAUACCGCGUCUGGUGCUAUUAGAGGUUCCGAAGUACUGAAAGGUGGUGUCGGUGCUGCGCUUGACCCGGAAGUCUCUGCUGCCACUCCUGGAUCGACCACUGGUGCUGGGGCACCUGAUCCGGUUGCGAAUGGUCAUCAUGCGAUUCUGGCCACCAAUGGGGAUGAUGCUGUGAAUUCGCCUGCGGAGGAUACAAUGAGUGUUGGGACAGCCGGAACAGUUGGAACGGCCGGGACACCUAAAAUUGCCGUAGAAAUCCCAUUACGCUCGGCUGAUGAGGACUUGGACAUGACCUGA